AUGUCAAGUGGUGAGCAUGUCCUACUGACGGGUGCAAACGGAUUCCGUGAAUACGCGACAACGGCCAUCGUGCGGUCCCAGAACAAGGCGAACGAUAUCAUCAAAACCCACCCCUCGUGGAAGGGCAAGAUUAACUCUGCGAUCGUGUCGGAUUUCACCUCCCAGAGACCACUGAAUGCCCUAUUCGAAGAUGAUAUCCAGAAGGAUAUAAUCGAGCCUGCCGUGAUGGGGAGUGCCCACCACCACGGAGGAACAUCACCCAAACGCUUCGUCCUGCUAGGGAGUGCAGUUUCCGUCCUGAACUCCUUCGAGGAUAUGAGUCGCGAAGGACACCCUUAUACGGAAGAGGAUUGGAAUCCAGUCACUGCGAAACAAGCUAUCGAGAGACAGGACAACGUUCUAGGCUAUAACGUCUCCAAGACCCCAGCCGAAGACGCAGCGUGGAAGUUCAUGAAGACCAACAAACCCGCAUUCGAUCUGGCCGUGAUCAAUUCAGACAUUAUCACGGGUCCUAUGAUUCAUCCAAUUUCCGGCCCAGGGUCAAUUAACGAGAGGAAUCAUUUGGCGAUCGCGAGCUUUAUCGAUGGGACCAACCAGAAGGUCGGGGAUGUGCGAUUUUCAUUUUACCAUUUUGUCGAUGUUCGCGAUAUCGCGACAAGCCACGUUGACGCCUUGACUAACGCUGUUCCUGGGGACCGGCUCAUCUUCGGCCUAAUUACGCCGCAACUGGUCGUGAAUAUCAUUCGAAAGCAUUUUCCAGAAAACUUAAGAACUGUGGUUACGGAACUUCCAUUAUUCAUGGAAAUACGCAGUGAUUUGGAUGAGCUCGUGUCAUUUCCUUGA
Messenger RNA from Aspergillus pseudotamarii, 843 nucleotides. RefSeq lists its product as uncharacterized. Bases 1 to 843 code for a protein of 280 amino acids. The record is from RefSeq and is a predicted model, not a curated record. Gene Ontology annotation, molecular function: oxidoreductase activity, acting on the CH-OH group of donors, NAD or NADP as acceptor. The transcript is spliced from 6 exons. Lineage: Eukaryota; Fungi; Ascomycota; Eurotiomycetes; Eurotiales; Aspergillaceae.